Danaus plexippus (monarch butterfly) is the source of this 633-nucleotide messenger RNA. RefSeq lists its product as uncharacterized. Bases 238 to 552 code for a protein of 104 amino acids. The transcript is spliced from 3 exons. The record is from RefSeq and is a predicted model, not a curated record. NCBI's taxonomy places the organism in Eukaryota, Metazoa, Arthropoda, Insecta, Lepidoptera, Nymphalidae.
AUAUUAAAUAUUUGUAUUUUAUAUCAUAUUAAAUGUUAAUAAUUAUGGUUGUAUUAUAAACAGAGUUCUUUAUAACCGCUACUUGUAAAUUGGACAGUCAUUAAAGAUCAGUUGAAGUUUUUUCUAGAAAUAAGGUAAUUUAUUUCACAGGAGAUACAUAAAGUAGGUACGAGGGUUCUCUGCGGAACCAUUGAGAAGAUUCUGAAAUGGAACAGAUCUUUACAAGACAUCGGAGUUAUGGUGUUAUAUGAGCUAGUUGGUAAAUGCGUUAGUGUAAGUCCAGGGGAUCGAAGCGCCCAGAACUUGGUGGUGAGAGACGAAAGCGGUCCCGCGAUGCAGGUGGUGUAUUACGAAAUCGACUUGUUACUGCCAGAUUUGUCGCUGCCUUGUACUGUUAGGGUUGUCGGGCGCAUGUUAUCUGGCUCCAGCAGGAUGCAGGGCUUCAGUGUUCGUGUCGCCAGGGCGGAUGACGUCACAGCUCUGUCACGUCGCACCGCCGUCGCCAUGAACCAGGUGGAAGAGUUGAUCAAAAAGUAUGGAGGAAGUACUUAAUAUAUUAAAUUUAUGAAAUAUACUUAUAUAGUAUAGCUCUAAACCACUGGGUUGUGUUAGAGCUACUUAGAAUUGUCGUAA